This is a messenger RNA of Austrofundulus limnaeus, 1738 nucleotides long. RefSeq names its product SIL1 nucleotide exchange factor (gene sil1). Gene Ontology annotation, molecular function: adenyl-nucleotide exchange factor activity. NCBI's taxonomy places the organism in Eukaryota, Metazoa, Chordata, Actinopteri, Cyprinodontiformes, Rivulidae. Gene Ontology annotation, cellular component: endoplasmic reticulum. The record is from RefSeq and is a predicted model, not a curated record.
CUGAUGAUGAUGACGACGAUGAAGAUUUGGAGGUGAUCCAGCCUAAUGAGCAGUGGCAGACAGUCCGACCAGGCCAGGCCGUCCCGGCAGGUUCUCACGUGAGACUAAAUCUGCAGACGGGGGAGAGGGAGGUGAGGCUGGGAGAGGAGCAGCUCAAAUACUGGACUCAGGAGCACAGGGAGAACAGCAAGUCCUCCUUGGACCCCGAUGAGCUGAAGAGAGCCAUGAAGAAGAUCAAGGAGGAUCUGAAGGAGGCCAGCAGAGACUCAGAGACUCAGGACUCUGUGAAGUCCAGGUUCCGUCCUCUGGAGGAGCUGAAGAGGGACAUGGCUCAGCUGGACCUUCAGGUGGAGACGGAUGUUCAGAUCAUGAGGCGCCUCCUGGACCAGUUCAACAGCACCGACUUAAGCACCGAGCAGAGACUGGGUAUCCUGCAGGAGCUGGAGUACCUGGUCCAUCAGGUGGAUAACGCUCAGACGCUGUGCUCCAUGGGAGGGCUGAGCUUCAUCCUCCAAGCUCUCAACAGUUCUGAUGUCCAGCUGCAGGAGAACUCUGCCUUGGUUCUUGGUUCUGCUGUGGCCAGUAACCCGGUGGUCCAGGUCAAAGCUGUGGAGGAAGGAGCUCUGCAGACUCUUCUGACCACUCUGGCCACGGCUCAGCUCCACAGCGUUAAAAAGAAGGUCCUGUUCGCCGUGGCCUCUCUUCUACGCCACUUCCCCUUUGCACAGCAGCACUUCCUGUCACGUGGGGGGCUGCAGGUUUUAUCAGAGCUGUUCCAGAAGGACGGAGGAGGAGUCCUGCGCUCACGCAUCGUCACCAUGCUGCACGACCUGAUCAGUGAGAAGGAGCUGAUCUCUCAGCCGGGCCCGGUUCAGGACCCGUCUCAUGAGGAGCGGGUGCGUCAGUACUCUGAGGUGUCCUUGCAGGGCGAGCUGUUGGAGAAAGGCUGGUGCCGUCUGGUGCCCCAGCUGCUGCAGUCCAGUGAGCAUGACUUCAGAGAGAAGGCUCUGCAGACUCUGUUGGCCAUGAGUCCGGUGUGUUUGGACCAGUACCGCUCAGACAGGGCCCUGCUGGGCUUGCUGCAGUCCCUCAGAGUCCAGUACGCAGAAAUGGUCCAGUCUGAAACGGUUCUUGGUGAGGAGGACAGCUAUUUCUCAGAGAUUCUGGACCUCAUCGACUCUCUGCAGGUGAAACUGAAAUGAGCAGAGGAGCUGAAACCAAAACCAGACACCCGAGCAGCACCGUCAGAACCGGGUCAAGAAGAGCUGCUGAGAGAAGACACUUCCUGCUGGUUCGUGGGAGCAGCUGAGACUGGGUCAUGGACAGAUAGACGUCAGGUGGUGCUUGAGCACCUGCCCGUUUCCCUCCAGACCAUCAAGUGCCCCUGUCGAACCCAUUUUUUUUUUUGUUAUGCUCCAUCUGUCGCCCUUGGUUGCACUUCUUAUUAAGUGUACAACUAUAAUGGCAACAGUAUUGAUAUUAUGUAGCAUUUUCCUGCAUCAAAUAAAUCAUUUCUGAUUAGAUUUAACUUGUUCCUAUGACUGCUCAAAGGAAGGAACACAAUCCCACAAACUUCACAGACUAUUUUUUUAAGGAUUUUGCAUGGAACUUCCUUUGUGGCCCUAAUUAGCAUCUCUUACACAAACCCCCACCAGACUUCCUGACGCCUGAACGUUAAUAGAUAAGGAUUGCCACAGUCCUAAAACCCCCACAAGUUCUGUGCUUCCAGCCCCAUAAG